UUUUUUUGUGGGAGGAAGGGGUUAGGAUAUAAGGAGCUGCCUUCUGUGGUAUUGGAGUCUUAGUCCAUAUAGCUUCUUACUAUCUACUGACUAGCAGCUCCUCUUCUGGGGUUUUGAGGAAAGUUAUUUCCCAGCUUUCUUACUCUGGAGCUGCCAUAGAUUUGCUACAAGGUGAUGUACACAUGGAGCAUACGCUUUCCCACUAUUGAACCCUCCAGAGGUUUGGAGCGCCCAGUCUUUGCAACUACUCAGAAAGAUUCAACCUCUUGCAUCAUUCAUUGCUCCCUGCUACAACACUUGACGAAAGCACCUUGCCCCUUAUAAUCUGCCAGUGCUAGCUGCGUUGUUACAACAGAACAGCUACAGCUCUCCCCAUGUUAUGGAGUCGCACAGUGGGGGUGGCUGAUAUUUUCAAUUUAAUCCAAGCAUUCAGGUUCUUGCGGCAGCUGUCUUUGAUAUUGUUUUCAAAACCCAGUGGGGAAGAAAAUAAGUCUGUUCGGGCUCUUCUUUGGAGGAUGUCUUUAGAAAAGUAGUGAUAGUAACUUAUUGACAGGAGGACUCAGCUGGAGAUCAAAGCCAGACUGGAUUUAUAAGGACAAAAGCAGCAGGCACCCGAACAGGUGAAUAAAUGUGGUGAAGUCUUAAAUGUCCCAGAAUUGUGAGCAAUAGUUUUAAAGCAGAGCUGGGGAACCUUAUUCCUGUCAAGGGCUGCAUUCCCUCAGGGGUAAUCUUUCAAGCGUUGCAUGCCAAAGGUGGGCAGGGCAAGAGCUGAAAGCAGGCAGAGUUUGCACCACUGCUGGAUUGCUCAGCUUUUUCUCUCUCUCUCUCUGCUACUCCAUCAUGCUUGUGGUGUCUGCCUUUCGGCUUUCUCUGUCCACCCACUCUUCCAUUAGUACAGGUUAGAACUGAUUGCUUGCAGAUGGCUUUUUCUUUUCUCCUUCCCUCACUCCAUCCAUCUCCAGUUUUCCCUCUGCCUCACCCUCGGAGAUCCCCCCCCCCACCCUGUGGCUCACUGUGAAGCUUUUCCCUCCGGGCUCACCAUGUAACAGCAGCCACACCUCCUACUCCACCUGUCUCUCAUUGUCACACAAUGGAAGACAAAGCAAUUCUCAGGGGGUGGCCCCAGAGAGCAAGAGUGGGCCAACAAUAUCUAGAAUGCUGCAGGAAAUUGGGGUGGGGGCACAGGUUCCCCAUCAAGGUUUAAAAUGACCUUUUGCAAUCUUCAUUUGUUGUGUUAGCAUAUUAAGUAUUUGGAAAAAAGAAGACUCCUAGUUCUCCUAGUAUAUUGCAGCAGAUAGCCAAAUUACUUGAUAUACUCUGGGUUGACUGGCAAUGACCUUCCAAAAAAAACCCCCAAACAGAUAAAUACUCUAGAGCUCAAAAGUGCACAUGCUAAAAUUAGUUUACCUAGUGAGUUCCCAAGUGCUUAUAGGGAAAACAUGAAUCUUGCCAAGGUUAGAUAUUGGAAGUAUGAGAGAUCUGUGUCUGCUAGGUAACCUGAGUUUUUUCUGACUGGUUUAACAGGAAGCUCCAUUGUAGAACAAAGGAAUUCCUGAGGAUCCAGUAGCAUGUGUGUUUAUAUCUGAGGGAGCGGAGACAGAGGGUGAGGAGGGAGUAACUAAAUUCUGGCAGUCUUGACUAAGUGAGAUUUAAAGGAUUCCAUGAGCUUAGUUUGCAUCCCUGAAAGAAGUCAUGGCGCGCCAUUUCUUUUCUCUUGAGUGGGGUAUGUGCAUUGAGAGUGCAAUAAUAUCACAAGGGGCUCUUGUUGGGCUUUUUACUUUUAAUCAUUUAUAGAUGCACUUUUCUCUGCUAUGACUAACUCACUUCUGAUAACAGGAAAUGCAGGACAGCUGACUGUUCUGUUCAGAGAGUAGCUAAACAGUGUCCAGAACGGGGAAUGAGGAAGAAGCUUAUUUUGCUACUGCAUCAAAAACUAGCCACCCCAUGACUCUCUAAAUUCCUUCUAUCAUAGUGGAUCGGAUUUGACAAAGGGAGGAGGGAGUAAGAGAGGCUGUUUGUGAUUUGGGGACCCAGCAGGUAAACUAAUUUUAGCACUGCACAUUUGCGCUUCUCAUAGUUAUGUGUUCAGGUUUUAUUUUGGAAGAUGGCUCUACCAGUCAACCCAGAGUAUAUCAGGUACCGCAGGCUCCCUGUUGUGAAAUAGUAGGAGAACAAGGAUCAUUCUUUUUUCAGAGUUCUGUUCCAAAUUCAUUAUUUUAAAGUCUUCAUUUCAAUUCAGACAAUCUUCUAAACCAUGGACUUGGGUAUGCCCCCCCCCUUCCCUAAACAGCAGCAAGAAGAAUUAUUCCAGUUGUAGUUCAUUGCAGUACCUGAACUGGGAAAACUAUGGUCUCCAAGCCAUGGUUUUGAAUUGGUUCUUUGGUUUAGAGGUAGUGCUAAACGUCAUUUCUCAAAACUAGGAAGUUGAGGACAAAAUCGGCAUGUGAGGCUGCUGCUUGUUCCCAAGUCCUCUGUACCACAGUGUGGAAGAUUACCUGAACUGAGUUGUAAUAGUUUGUGGCCUGGCCUGGAUCCUCAAAAUGUCACUGCUGCCCUAAUCUUAAUAAGGUCCUUUGCUUUAAUAACUUACAUGGUUCCUGCAUUAUUGCUUAUGUUUUUCAAGCAAACUUUGGAAAACACAUCACAUUUUCAGCUACUGCCUCCCGCCUCCCUGUUGUGCGAUAAGUGAGAUAAAAUAUUGGUAGCUUUCUUGGCCCACUGUGAUAUUAUAUAUUUGAAUGGUUGUUGAGCAGCAGUGCAUGUACAGCAGUUUUCAAGCUGUGCUGCAGAACUCUGGGCUCCCUCUGAAAAACAUCUUUUUUAAAAAAGCCUAAUCCGAGACUGAAAAAUAUCCUCAAAUUUUAGUCACCAACCCCUUACAGGGAUUGAGGGGAUGAGGUGGGGGAAAUAUGCCUGCCAUCAAACUAAUAGGCUCUUUCAGAUCCUGGACUAUCUGGUGGGUUUGCUAGAAUCUGACUUGUGAUACAGUCAUCAUUCAUGUUCCUGACUUAAGUUUGCUAUGGCACUGCAGUUACCUUACCUGCUACUUUUAUUUGUGAUAUUUGAUCACGAUGUGCUUGAUUUUCCAAACUUCUAACCAAACAAAAAAGCUAAUAGCCUUUGCUGCAGCUGUUAACUUUCUGGACCAGAAUCAAACCCUGAAGCUGUCCAAGCCAUGUUUGUAUUUACAGUAUAUUUAAGGAGUGUUAGGAUGUGCGUCUAGGAAUAAACAACUUAUCCAGAUUUUUGAGGCCGUGGUGGUCAGUUUUCAAAGAACAAGUGACACAAUAAAUGUUUGUGAAGAGAUAAGAGAAUGCAAAAUACAUGAAUUUGCAUCUGUGCUACUCUCUGACUGAUUUUUAUUUUCUUUCUUUUCCCAUGUCUGUUGUAACUCCUUCAGAAGCAGAUGCUUUUACAGAUUCUGCAAUCAGUACUAAAGUUAAUGGUGAACACAAGGAAAAGGAUCUUGAGCCUUGGGAUGGUGGAGAAGGCACUACUACAGAUGAGCUUGAAGCUUUGGAAACCGAUGUUUCUAAUGGAUGGGAUCCUAAUGAUAUGUUUCGAUACAAUGAAGAAAACUAUGGUGUAGUGUCAACUUACGACAGCAGUUUGUCUUCAUAUACGGUACCCCUUGAGAGGGAUAAUUCCGAAGAAUUUUUAAAAAGGGAAGCCAGGGCAACCCAGUUAGCAGAAGAAAUUGAAUCUAGCGCUCAGUACAAAGCUCGAGCUGCUUUGGAAAAUGAUGACCGGUCAGAAGAGGAAAAAUACACAGCUGUUCAGAGAGGUGCUAGUGAGCGAGAAGGUCAUGGUGUGACCCCCAGGGAGAAUAAGUACAUUCCACCUGGACAGCGGAAUAGAGAUGUUCUUUCCUGGGGAACUGGGAGGCAGAAUUCACCAAGGAUGGGCCAGUCCAGUUCAGGCCCACCAAUUUCAAGAUCUGGGUCUCACUCAUCGGACUACAGUUCUAACUCUGGAGCAGACCAAAGAGUAGUUAAUGGAGGUGUUCCCUGGCCAUCGCCUUGCCCAUCUCCUUCCUCUCGCCCACCUUCUCGCUACCAGUCAGGUCCCAACUCUCUUCCACCUCGGGCAGCCACCCCUACAAGGCCGCCCUCCAGGCCCCCUUCGCGGCCGUCCAGGCCCCCGUCUCACCCCUCUGCUCAUGGCUCUCCAGCUCCUGCCUCUACUAUGCCUAAACGCAUGUCUUCAGAAGGCCCUCCGCGGAUGUCUCCAAAGGCACAGCGGCACCCUCGAGGCCACAGAGUCUCUACUGGGAGAGGAACAAUUUCAAGUGGCUUAGAAUUUGUCUCUCACCCCGUGCCAGGAGAAGCCACCACACCUUCAUCGGCCCGAGGCAGCCCUUCAGGUGGGACAUGGUCAUCGGUGGUCAGUGGUGCCCCUAGGUUGUCCCCUAAAGCGCACAGACCCCGGUCUCCAAGGCAGAGCAGUGUUGGCAGUGUGCCUUCUGGGCCAGCUCUGUCUUCUCCUCAAGCUGGCUCUACUCCAGCAGAGCCUGUAGCUGCACCUGUUCUAGCUGCAUCUCCUACCCCAGCCAGCCCUGCAUCCAUUAGAGCAGGUACACCAUCAGCUGAAGCUAAAGAUUCAAGGCUUCAGGACCAGAGGCAGAGUUCUUCUCCUGCUAGCACCAAGGAACCCCUGAAGCCAAGUGAAAUGUCUCCCAGCUUUAGCAAACCUGAAAACAAAGCAGGUGUGUCUCCAGCUGUCCUAGAACAUAGAAAACAGAUUGAUGAUUUAAAGAAGUUCAAGAAUGAUUUUAGGUUACAACCCAGUUCCGCCCCAGAAACAGUGGAACAGCUGCUAACCAAAAACAGAGAUGGUGAAAAAUCCAGAGAGGUUCCUAAGGAGAAGGGUGACGCCAGCUGCAAGGACUCUGUAACUGAAACUGGCAGCAAUGCCACCUCAACCAGUGGCAGUAGCAAAUCAAAUAGCCCCAGUAUUUCACCACCUGGUGGCAGCCUGGAGCAAAAGCGAGGGCCUGAGGUGACCUCGCAAGGAGUGCAGACCUCUGGCCCUGGAGCGAAGCAGGAGAAAGAGGAGAAAGAAGAGAAAAGGGACACCACCGAGCAAGUUAGAAAAUCAACACUGAACCCUAACGCAAAGGAGUUCAACCCUCGAUCAUUUGCUCAGCCCAAGCCUUCCACCACACCAACGUCACCCCGUCCGCAGGCCCAGCCCAGCCCUUCCAUGGUGGGCCAUCAGCAGCCCACUCCGGUGUACACCCAGUCGGUUUGUUUCGCACCAAAUAUGAUGUACCCUGUUCCCGUGAGUCCAGGUGUUCAGCCUUUGUACCCCAUUCCCAUGACGCCUAUGCCAGUCAACCAGGCCAAGACCUAUAGAGCAGGUAAAGUAUCAAAUAUGCCCCAGCAGCGGCAAGACCAGCACCAUCAAAACACCAUGAUGCACCCUGCCUCUGCUGCCGGGGCUCCUAUUGUUGCUACACCACCUGCUUAUUCAACGCAGUACGUCACCUACAGCCCCCAGCAGUUCUCCAACCAACCUCUCGUUCAACAUGUGCCGCAUUACCAGUCUCAGCACCCCCACGUCUAUAACCCUGUAAUACAGGGCAAUGCCCGGAUGAUGGCACCACCGGCACACCCGCAACCCGGCUUAGUUUCUUCCACUGCUACGCAGUACGGUGCGCACGAGCAGACCCACACGAUGUAUGCAUGUCCCAAAAUACCCUACAGCAAGGAGACAGGUCCUUCUUUCUACUUUGCCAUUUCCACUGGUUCCCUUGCUCAGCAGUAUGCCCAUCCCAGCGCCACCCUGCAUCCGCACCCGCCGCACCCACAGCCUUCUGCCACGCCCACAGGGCAGCAGCAGAGUCAACAUGGGGGAAACCACCCAGCUCCCAGCCCAGUGCAGCACCAUCAGCACCAGGCCGCCCAGGCCCUCCACUUGACAAACGCCCAGCAGCAGUCAGCCAUCUACCACACUGGUCUUGCGCCAACUCCUCCUUCCAUGACCCCAGGCUCAAGCACACAGUCUCCUCAGAGCAGCUACCCUGCAGCUCAACAGACGGUCUUUGCCAUUCAUCCUUCCCACGUCCAGCCCGCCUACACCAACCAACCGCACAUGGCCCAUGUCCCCCAGGCCCAUGUGCAGUCGGGAAUGGCUCCUAAUCACCCAACUGCCCAUGCUCCAAUGAUGCUCAUGACAACCCAGCCACCACCCGGUGGGGCCCAAGCCGCCAUUGCGCAAAGUGCACUACAGCACAUUCCAGUUUCACAAGCGACACACUUUCCCUACAUGACGCACCCUUCAGUACAAACCCACCAUCAACAGCAGUUGUAAAGCUGACCUGGAGUAACUGUGAGGCUGGAUCCCUCUUUUGUUUCUUUCUUUUGGUUUUUUUUUAGGCCAAAUACCUUCCUUCUCCUGCUUCUACCAACUUGGAAGCACAGAAACAAAAAACAGAAAUCAAAACAAAAUCUAGUAUUUCACUUUAUUUUUGUUUCUAAGAGGAAAAAAACACACCAUCCAAUAGGAAUGCUAACAGUUCACUUUGCAGUGGGAGAAAUUCAGACUGAAACAAAAGGCAUGUAGAGCCCUUGUGGGACGAUUCCAUAAUUCCAUGUGUUGUGUCAAAAAAGGAAAACAAAAAAAUCCCUGCCCCAUUUCCGCUUGCAGAUAAAACUGGAAAAAAAAACUAUUUAUUUUUCAAAGCAACCCUUCAAAGCCACAAAUUCAUCAGCUAGAGAAAGACGUAACGAGAGUGAUUCUUGCUGCUAUUCUCACUAAAAAAAAAGAAAUUAAAUGAACAUAAAAACAAAAUCAAUACCUUUUACUUCUAACUAAACUUGAAAGAGGUUUGAAAAAAAAAGCAAGUUCUAAUCGUCAAGCAGAUAUGAAUUUAUUAUUUAUAAAAUCAUGUUUGAUGAUGGGGGAAAGCCGCCACCGCAAGGCAGCGGUGUAACUUUUAAGUUAAGAGGAAACUUUUACUUUGUAGAUAAUAUAAAAUAAAAACUUUAAAAAAAAUUAAAAAUAAAAAAAGUUUUAAAAACUGA
Messenger RNA from Zootoca vivipara (common lizard), 7025 nucleotides. NCBI's taxonomy places the organism in Eukaryota, Metazoa, Chordata, Lepidosauria, Squamata, Lacertidae. The record is from RefSeq and is a predicted model, not a curated record.